This is a messenger RNA of Sinocyclocheilus grahami, 726 nucleotides long. RefSeq names its product junction-mediating and -regulatory protein-like. The record is from RefSeq and is a predicted model, not a curated record. Gene Ontology annotation, cellular component: nucleus; cytoplasm. Gene Ontology annotation, biological process: intrinsic apoptotic signaling pathway by p53 class mediator; positive regulation of apoptotic process; Arp2/3 complex-mediated actin nucleation. The transcript is spliced from 2 exons. NCBI's taxonomy places the organism in Eukaryota, Metazoa, Chordata, Actinopteri, Cypriniformes, Cyprinidae. Gene Ontology annotation, molecular function: Arp2/3 complex binding; transcription coactivator activity; actin binding. Bases 86 to 667 code for a protein of 193 amino acids.
GACGGAAGACGCUCCGGCUGCGCUGGAACAUUCGGCGGGAGUGCCAGAGCUGCGCCGGCCCGAGAGCUUCCUGUCGCUGCCUCCGAUGGGCGGAGCCGUGGCCGAAGCCCCGCCCCCUGACGAGCACGCAUCACUUCCUCCGGCCAGAGAGCUGCUGCUGCUGGACUCGUCCACCUCUCCUCCUCUUCCUCCUCCUCCUCCUCCUCCUCCCUCUCUGGAGGAGACGCCUGCAGACGCCAGCCUUGUUCGCUCUCCCCUCGGGCCGUUCACCGCACGCUUCUUCGACAGCAGCCAGCUGCUCAACGCCCGGAAGAAGCUGAGGAAGACGGCCUCGCUCGAGUCCAGCCAGUGGAGGAGAGCGAGCUCGCCGAUGGACGAGGUUCUGGCCAGCCUGAAGCGUGGAAGCUUCCACCUGCGGAAGGCCGAGCUGCGUGUUCUGGCGCCCGAUCCGGACGAGGACGACGACAACAACAUCCUAGCUCAGAUCCGUAAGGGAGUGCAGCUGCGUAAGGUGCGCAGACAGGAGCGCAGCUGCAGAGGAGUGACUGCGUCUGACCCGCUGACCCGCAGCAUCCACGAGGCCCUGCGCCGCAUCAAAGAGGCCUCACCCGAGUCUGAGUCCGAGUCUGAGGACGAGACGCCAGCCUGCGCCGACUGGGAGAGCUGAAGUGUGUGUGUGUGUGUGUGUGAGCGUGAGUGUGUGUGUGUGUGUGUGUGUGUGUGUGA